GGAGGCAGAGCCGCGGCGCGCUGAAGGCUGCAGCGGUCCGUCUGCUCUCCUGUCCGCGGCCGCCCGUGUCACCGCCCCGCCGGCCGGGCCCUGCGCCAGGCUCCGCUGCGGGGAGCAGCCCAGCCACCUGGCUAAUAACCCACACCAUGGAUAACUUAUUGGAUUUUGCCUGAAAGGAAUCAUUAGUGCCAUUGGAUAUUGGGCCAUCUGGCCACAGGUUUUUUCAGAAUGAAUGGAAGGUCAUGCAGCAUGAAUCUCUUCCGGUCAUCAGGAGCCCCACAGGGACCUGGGAUGGUCAGUGGCCAACACAUACCUCCCUUACGAGCCCACUCAGGGACUUCCGGCCCCUCAUCUUGUGGCAGCACACCAAGCCCUGCUAUUGGAAGCCUUGUUAACAAUCUCCAUCUCAAGAUGCCCUCAGGAGGAGGGAUGGCUCCUCAGAGCAACAUGACCGAGAGGCCUAUCCAUCUGCCAAUCUUAAGCUCUAGGAGACAAGUGCUCACCAAUGGGAAGCCACGAUUCCAGGUCAGCCAGGCCGGAGGUAUGUCAGGGCCACAUACUUUAAAGCCAAAGCAGCAGGAAGUUGGAAGUCCUUUUCCAUCAAAUCCUGGGAAAGGGGCUCUUGGCUUUGGGCCUCAGUGCAAGUCCAUUGGAAAAGGCAGCUGCAACAAUCUAGUGGUCACCAGCAGUCCCAUGAUGGUUCAGCGACUGGGACCCAUUUCACCUCCAGCGAGCCAGGUCUCCACAGCAUGCAACCAGAUCAGUCCUAGCUUACAGAGGGCAAUGAAUGCAGCCAACCUGAAUAUACCUCCUUCAGAUACCAGGUCCCUUAUUUCUCGUGAGUCUUUGGCUUCUACGACUUUGAGCCUAACAGAGAGCCAGUCGGCCUUGAGCGUGAAACAAGAGUGGUCUCAGGGCUACCGCACCCUCCCUUCGCUGGCCUCCAGCCAGAGCUCCCAGAAUGGCCUGGACCUAGGGGACUUGCUCGGCCUUCCUCCUGGGACCGCCAUGUCCAGCAACAGUGUCUCCAAUUCAUUGCCACCCUACCUUUUUGGAAUGGAAAGCACCCCUUCUCCAUACCCCAGCCCCAAGCACUCUUCAGUCAGGUCACACUCAGCCCGCUCCAAGAAGAGGACUCUGUCCCUGUCCCCACUGUCGGAUGGCAUCGGUAUAGACUUCAACACCAUCAUCCGCACCUCGCCCACAUCCCUGGUGGCCUACAUCAAUGGCUCCAGGGCUUCCCCAGCCAACCUGUCCCCACAGCCGGAGGUCUACGGGCACUUUCUGGGUGUCCGUGGCAGCUGCAUCCCCCAGCCAUGCUCAGUGCCCAGCAGCCAGAAGGGGGUGCGGGUGGGCAGUGGCAGCCUGGUGCCCCAGGCCUACAGCGAGGACAGCCCUCUGGAGUAUGGACGUAUGCAGCAGCUGGAGCACGGUGGCCUGCAGCCUGGCCUGAUCAACAACAUGGUGGUGCAGCAUGGCCUGCCUGGCUCCACUGGCCUGCUGAAAACGGAGCGCCUGGAUGACUUCCCUGGCAGCUCCCUGGACCUGUCUCCAGCGCCCCCUCUCCCUCAGCUGCUGCCCCCACCUCAAGGCCCUCCACCCCCCUACCACGCCCACCCGCACCUCCAUCCCCAGGACCUCAACCACCAAGGGCAGCCCCUGUCCCUGCCCCAGUCUUCUCUGGAGGAGGAUGGGGAGAUGAUGGAUGAACUUGGGGGCAAACACUGCUGUCGCUGGAUCGACUGCAGUGCCCUGUAUGACCACCAGGAGGAGCUGGUGCGGCACAUCGAGAAGGUGCACAUAGACCAGCGCAAAGGGGAAGACUUCACUUGCUUCUGGGCGGGUUGUCCUCGAAGGUACAAGCCAUUCAACGCCCGCUAUAAGCUGCUGAUCCACAUGAGAGUCCACUCCGGAGAGAAGCCCAACAAGUGCACAUUUGAAGGUUGCAAGAAGGCAUUUUCAAGACUUGAAAAUCUCAAGAUUCAUUUGCGGAGCCACACUGGUGAGAAGCCUUAUUUGUGCCAACAUCCGGGCUGUCAGAAGGCAUUCAGUAACUCCAGUGACCGUGCCAAGCACCAGAGGACACAUCUGGACACUAAACCUUAUGCCUGUCAAAUUCCAGGAUGUACCAAACGCUAUACAGACCCAAGUUCCCUAAGAAAGCAUGUGAAGGCACAUUCUUCCAAAGAUCAACAAGCAAGAAAAAAGCUGCGGUCCAGUACAGAGCUUCAUCCUGACCUGCUCACAGAUUGCCUCACGGUACAGCCCUUGCAGCUGGCCACUUCCCCACGAGAUGCUGCUGCAGAUGGAGCUGUGGGACGCUCCCCAGGGCCUGGGCCUGAGCUCUAUCCAGCUUCCAUUUUCUCCAACAAUCACUCAAGCCGAAGUGGAACAGCUGCUGGGGCCGUGCCACCCCCACAUCCUGUCAGUCACCCUUCUCCGGGACAGAAUGUACAGGGGAGCCCCCACAACCCCUCCUCCCAGUUACCUCCACUCACAGCUGUGGACACCAGCGCUGAGAGGUUCACACCGUCUGCUCAGUCUCCUCACCACAUCAGCCCCAGGAGAGUUCCAGCUCCUUCCUCAAUAAUGCAGAGAACACAGCCUCCUCAUACCCAGCAGCCUUCAGGAUCGCACCUGAAGUCUUAUCAGUCAGAAACACACUCUUCUUUUCAACCAAAUGGAAUCCAUGUCCAUGGGUUCUAUGGGCAGCUGCAGACAUUCUGCCCCCCACAUUACCCUGACUCCCAGCGGUCCAUGCCCCCCAGCAGCUCCUGCAGUGUGAUGCCUUCUUUUGAGGACUGCCUAGUCCCCACAUCCAUGGGCCAGUCUGGCUUUGAUGUUUUCCACAGAGCCUUCUCAGCUCACUCCGGCAUUACAGUGUAUGAUUUGCCUUCUGGUUCCUCAAGCCUCUUUGGGGAGUCUCUUCGCAGCAGCCCUGAAGAUACCACAUUCUUGCAGAUCAGCACUGUGGACCGCUGUCCUAGCCAGCUCUCCUCUGUCUAUACAGAAGGCUAAAGGCUCCCUGGUCUCCACUCCUGCUGGCAUCUGGGACCUUUUUGUUGCUUGCUACCUUUGGUUUUCAGACUCUCACAACAGCUUGGAAAAGGAUAUCAACAGAAUCAGCAGAACUGCACAGCCUCAGGGCUACCUUCAGAAGGCAGGCCUGGAUAAUUCAAGCAGGGCUUUGCCCUUCUUCUCUGGGUCUGUUGGGCAGGGGAACCAACAUGACAGUCUUUGCAAAGGGCAUGUGGAGUCUCCCUCUACCGGACACCUGUUACUUCCUGGCAGCUGUGGACCCUGAAAAGUGGUUCAGAGGUCAACCUUGCUGAAAACUCCAAGUGGGAAAGGACAUUCCAGAUGGCCCAAAGCACUGUAAACUGCUAUGCCAGUUCUCUCCCUUCCUGCUGGUCGACAUAAAGCAGGACACACCCAGGAAAUCUAUGUACAGCACCCACUGUGGGCUCAACAUUUAGAAAAGCCUGGUUUUCUGGCAUGGCCUGACAUUCCACUAUGCUGGGCACUUCUCUCCUAGAUAACCUCACUCUACCAACCCCUACCAGCCAUUCUUUCUCCAACAGCAAAAUAAGAAGGUUCUGCCCAGCAUAGUACUUGAAAGGCACUAUAACUCAUUUUCUAUCCCAGCUGUCUAUCUUAGCCUUUUCAUUCUAACCCUUCAUUAUUGACACCUAACUUAAAAGGAAAAAAGCAUUUAGAGGUCUGUCAUUUGAUUGGGAAUCAGUCAUGAAUCACCCCAGCAACAUACAGCUGUGCCUCCCCUAUCCACAGCCAACCCCCCACCUCCACCAACACACACAUAGUGCCCUAAGUUCCCCCUUGGAACAUUCUUUUUGUAAUUAGUAGAGGCUACCUGAGGGAAAUGGGGUGGGCACACCCCUCUCCUGGCAUUGGAACAGGCACCUUCCUCCUUUGACAACUCCACCUCAAAGAUCUUGUUCAAAGAAAGCAGUUACUUGACCAGUUCACCCAUUGCCCCAGCUCUGGGGCUCUGCCCAGAGACAUGCUAGAAGAAAGGAACAUAUGGACACUGUAAUUUAUGUUCCCCUUUCCUCUUGAAAACCAUUCUAGGGAGGCCUGAAGGCCAGUGGUUUCGCAUAGGUUAAAUUCCACCAGUAUCUCACCCCACCUAACUCUCUCCUGUACUUGACCUCUUCCUCUUUCUGUAUGGUUCUCACUCUUGUACCUGAGGUUCAAACACUACCCCCUCCCACAAACACACACCUGUUGUUGCCUGUCCACUGACUCUUGACAUGGUUUGGCCCAAGACAAGUAGAGGAAGAUGGUCUGGAAAGAAGGACAGAAGAAGACAACCUCUCUCUCCCUUAAUACCCUGACUUGAAGGCCUAGAAUGUUUACAGAGACAUUUGAUAACCGAUAGGAAGCCAUGUCGUGUGACACUCUUGCAAAUCUCUUUUAAAAAUGCUGAGUUCUUUGGCAUAGGCUAUAAAAGUUAGCCAAACCCCCAAAUGUCCAGUAAAUUCUGACAUUCCUGUGAUACCCCAGUUCAUCAUUUUUUUUCAUUCUCUAAAAAAAGAAAAAGAAAAUGUUCUCUGAACAAAAAUGAAGGAAUUUUUGCCAAACUGAAGAUUUGCAGUCUUCAGCAAGACAGUUUAUUGUCAGUCUUGGUAUCCAGAGAUGGUUCGUGUCCUGACUUUCUAGCCUACCUACAGUCAACACCAAUUCUGGGUCUCACUUCAAUAUGCAAUAGGACAAAGUAUAGGAAAACCCAAGUGUGAGUUCUGGUUUGACUAGUUUCUCAGACUAGUGGGCUCUGAUCUUAAAAUAAAUAAAUAAAUAAAAAUAAAAUCACAGAGACAUCCACAUCUACAAAAGCAGUAAGUUCUCUUUACAAAAAAUCUGCUCUGUCUUAUGAAAAGCAUGCACAUCAUGCCUCUUUCCCACAUCAGCUAUCAGGCUGCUUGCAGACUGUAAGCUGUGUGGCAUGACCUGGAACAGACCUCCUCUGCCUUUUGCCACAUAUCCAAAAAACAAGGGAAAGACAGGUCUUUUUAAAGAAGCAGUCUACCCAUUCUUAAAUACUCGAGCCUCAGAACGUAUUUCACUUGCGUGAUGAGGAGGGAUAAGAUGGCAAGGUAAGGUUGUUCUAGCAGGUGAUGUUGUGAGCCCUGCCUUCUGACUUUAAUUCAGAGGAGAAGAGGGAGCACAGUCUGAAGCUGGGCCUCAGAACCCACGUAGGCCAUCCAGCUUCUGUGUUGGAGGAGAUGCCCACAUACCCUUCUUAGCCUGUUCCAUGCUCUCUCAAAUGGUCUUGCUCCUCUGUUGCCUCAGUUUAGUGGGAGGGAGUCAGGUAGGGUGACCUUCCUCAGCACAAGUGUGGGUUAGUCCCUGAGGGGCAUUUGUAUUAGCAGGGAGCAAGACCCAAGAUUCCCCUCUUACUGUUCCUGAUCUCUGUAGGUUUAAGCUGAAGGCCUCAGAACAGGACACAUUAUAGUUCCCAGACUACAUAGACCCGUGGCCUCGGAGUCUCCCUGGCCUUAACAUUGGUCCCCUGCUUGCUUCUGCAUUGCAGAACAUUUAUGUAUGUUUUUAUCAUUAUGUUUGUAGCAGUAAGAGUAGCAUGUUCAAUAAAAAAAAAUAAUUAUUCCCUACCAUUCCGUUGCCUUUUUAGUCUUUACUUUACAUGAACCAUUUUCAUAAACAUCCAGAAAUUCUUAGUUUCCUUUUCUAAAAAUAAAUAAAUAACUAAAUAAAAUCCGUGCUUGUGAAAAGACAUACAGUCCAAAGCCAAUUAUCCUGUUACACGAAAAGAAGUUAGUAUGCCCAAAGACAUCUUAUUUUCUGCAUUGUUUUAAUUCCCAAAAGGGAAUACAUCAGAGUGUUAGUUGUAAUUUAGCCUUUGAUCACCUGUUAAAUAUUAGUUUAAUGUUUCUCCCAUGGUGUAUCUUCCUUUGCCCAAGUCUCCCCAAAAUACACAAGUGACUCUGAACUGGACAGAAAUUCUUCAGUGAGUCACAGCAUAGUUCCCACUGAUAGCCAAGUAUUGAUGUUGCUCUUUUAUUUUUAAAUGUCCAGCUGUCUAGCACAUCAGCAUAGUAGGACAGAGAUAAAGUUGAAUUUCCUUCUCCAAAACCUUGACUUUCCAAUUGCCUUGAAGUAUUGAGGAUAGUGAUUGUAAAUGUUCACUUUAAAUAUUUGAUAUUUUCUGUGACUGUUUUUAACCAUGUUAUUUUAUAGCAGCAUUUUUUUUAAUGGCACUUUUUGUUGAGGGUGUGGAAUUUCUGUGUUGACAUUUUUUUUUUGCAAUGAAUAAAAAAAAAAAUCCACUCAUUGGAGAAAUGGUGAGUGUAAAAAAAGAAAAGAGUUCUAUUGUACAGACAGCAGAGCAUCCUGUGUAAUGUUGCUGACAUAAAGCACUUUGGGGGGAAGAAGUGGAAAUCUGUUUCCCAUAAAUCACACAGACUCUUGUAUAUAGUACUAUGCACUCACGUAGAGAAAUGAACUGCAUAUAUCAUACUGGAUAUGGGGCCGAUUUUACUCUAGGGGCACAUCUGGUGCUUAUUGUCAUAAAUCUUUUAAAGAAUUAGGUACACUUUUUUUUCUAUUAAUAUGUAUAGUUUUGUGAUUUGUCACAGUUAUGUUUCAUAUAAUCAUAAGUUAUUUUGUCUUGUUUCAUGAAGUCCUUUUUUAUGUCAAAAGUGAAAUGGAGGGAUUAUGCACUUGGUACAGAAUAAAACUGGAAAUCAAGGACACGCCCAUCUGCUCUCAA
Messenger RNA from Erinaceus europaeus (western European hedgehog), 6748 nucleotides. RefSeq names its product GLIS family zinc finger 3 (gene GLIS3). NCBI's taxonomy places the organism in Eukaryota, Metazoa, Chordata, Mammalia, Eulipotyphla, Erinaceidae. Gene Ontology annotation, molecular function: DNA-binding transcription factor activity, RNA polymerase II-specific; RNA polymerase II cis-regulatory region sequence-specific DNA binding. Bases 229 to 3018 code for a protein of 929 amino acids. Gene Ontology annotation, biological process: regulation of transcription by RNA polymerase II. The transcript has 11 exons. Gene Ontology annotation, cellular component: nucleus. The record is from RefSeq and is a predicted model, not a curated record.